Messenger RNA from Panicum virgatum (switchgrass), 1397 nucleotides. Its product is annotated as serine/threonine-protein kinase STY46-like. The transcript has 4 exons. Bases 687 to 1229 code for a protein of 180 amino acids. The record is from RefSeq and is a predicted model, not a curated record. NCBI's taxonomy places the organism in Eukaryota, Viridiplantae, Streptophyta, Magnoliopsida, Poales, Poaceae. Gene Ontology annotation, molecular function: [protein-PII] uridylyltransferase activity.
UAUUUAAAAUAUGCGCUUGGGCCAUUCCAUUCCAUGUCCGUUGUCGUCUUCAAUCCAAUCGGCGGUCUCCCCGACGGCCGGCUGGCCGGCGCCCCUCUAUAAAUAUUAUCCUAGGGUGCCCCGACUCGGCCGGCCGGUCCCACGGGCGCAACGCAACGCAACCGCCUGAGGUUCCAAGAUUCCGGCCGAUGGCUCAUGGCGGCGCGUUGGAGAAGAGGUGCAGCAGGAACAGGAGGAGGGCACGGGCGAGAGCUCCCCGGCGCCGCGCGAGGCCCAGCCGGACCUCCACUUGGGGGUGCAGAGGAGGAUCUGCGAGCGCCUCCGCCUGACGGGGAGACACGAGGAGACGCUCGCGGACCCCUCCUUCCACUGCCGCCUCGCCCGCCACCUCCAGAGGCUGCCCCGGAGGUAUCUCUUCGACUUCGACGUCGAAGACAAGGCCGAGGACGUCCUCCUGCACUUGGAGAUCCUCCAGGAGUGCGCAGACCCGGAGAAGCGACCCGUCUUCCACGCGCGAUUUAUCAAGGUCCACUAACUACCGCCUGCCUACUAGUACUCUACUCACCCCCAAAAGACCUCUCUUUUCUGUCUGUGCCUGCCCCCCAGAAACAGCAACAAGAGAGAAAAGGAGCACUGAUAGUCUGAUAUGAUCUGAUCCGAUUUGAUUUGAUUUGACAACGGCCAAGAUGAUGAUUAAUUGUCUGAUUCUAAAGUGCAAGCCAAAAAUGAAACUUGCUCUGUUUUUUUAUUCACGAUUGUCUUGUAUUGCUAAUUGCUAUGCCCUGCCUCGGCCUCGGGGCGAGCAGAGCAUGCCAGAUCGACCGGAUUAUCUCGACACUGGCCACAAUCAAGAGCUUGAGGAGCCACGUCAAAGGUUGUUGGAGGACCUAAGUUUCAAGAGGAGAAAGACUGUGGACGGCAAUGAUUCCAUGUCUACCUCCUCUAGGGAUCGUUUGAAAACCAUGCUUAUCCAUGAGAUCAUUUUCUCUUCCAUUGACAGGCCCAAGCUCCUAAGCCGGCUUACUACGUUGCUCUCGGAGGUUGGAUUGAAUAUUCAGGAAGCUUAUGUUUACUCUACCAAAGAUAACUUUUGCUUGGAUGUUUUUGUCGUCGAUGGAUGGGAGACAGAGGAGACAGAUGAUUUGAUCGUGAAGAUUAAGGGCCUAAUUGGAUGGCUGGACGUACCUAGCCUGGCUCGCACGCAAUGGCGGAGCCAGCAACAAUUCUAAAGGGGGGCUGGGAAGACCAAGGGAAGGCGAAUGGCGAUGAUGCGGGCGCGUGGUGGCGUCUCUGCCUCCACACGCAGCAUGUCUAGAAUUGCCCUUGGCGACCCUCAUCUCCCCAUCCUCGCGAGGUCUUCUUGAAUCUACGGCUCCUACUGAAGUAGCUACUGCUGU